This is a messenger RNA of Trichomonas vaginalis G3, 593 nucleotides long. Its product is annotated as protein of unknown function, DUF4106 family. The annotation marks the transcript as partial. NCBI's taxonomy places the organism in Eukaryota, Parabasalia, Trichomonadida, Trichomonadidae. Gene Ontology annotation, molecular function: ATP binding; DNA binding; hydrolase activity. The transcript has a single exon. The record is from RefSeq and is a predicted model, not a curated record.
AUGUUAGAAAAAAAGUUUGCUGACAUUGACAAGAAAUUUGAGAAUGUUUUGAAGAAGAACAAGAGGAAGUUGGAAAAUGCUCAGAUAAAACCCAUACAUGACAAGUUCUUAUUUGCUCAGAAUGGUAUAACAGGUCUAAUUGCACCACCUGGGUCGGGUAAGACUUUCACUUAUCUUAAAAUGGCUGCACAACAACAAGAACUAGAUGAGAAGAACCCAUUCUAUGAGUUAGUUGUUAUUUGUAGUACAUCUGGUCAAUUUGACCAAACCGUCAAUUCGUUCAAAAAUAUUAUAAAGAAGUCUAAGUUAGUAUGUAUAAAAGACUCUGAGUUGUUAGAUUGGAUAAAGAAGUACCAAAGAAGAGUUUUGAAGUAUAAUGCUAUAAAUGAGUAUAUAAAUUCGAAGUUUAAAGACCCAAAUGAGGAAAUGCAGAGAAUAUUAGAGAAGAAACACUUCAGAAACAAACAGAAAGAGAUAGAAUACAUUUCGAAGAAAUUGCAAUCUUACGAUUGGAAGACUUACCCUCAUAGAUGUCUUCUUAUCUUAGAUGACUUUGCUUCUCAUCCUUUGUUAAAGAACAGAGAACAAGACAU